AUGUACAUUAGGUAAUACUAAGGCAGCUGUAUCCUGGCCACGAGUACGAGCAUUUGUGUGCGGGCCAACUGAACGCAGGAGAAACAGUGACUGAAGGAGGGGGCUAGCAAUUGAUGACAAGCAGCGAUAGACCAAAACGUAUAGUUUCAAAUUAACUCUUUGCUCAAACGAAUACCGAUGACACCGUUGUAAAACUAAUGCAGUUGGGGUCAUUCUAUCUAAACCAAAUGCCUUCUUCAUCGCAAUAAAGGAUGCAGAGUCGUAAACGGGAAAAACCGUUUAUUCGAUCUGGUGUUCUUGAGUAGGCUGAUACACACGACAACUAGCUGGCAACUGACGUGCAGAGUGUGAGGGUAGCUCUUCGAAGAUCUCCUCUUUUGAAUUCGAAAAGCUUCUCUGUAUCGGAAGCUUCUCUGUAUCGGAGUGGCCAUCCCAGGCUUGUGCAAACUCUCAAGGCGCCUGGUCGUCCAUCGCUGUUGUCACUGCGCAUGCAAAGUGCUCUGCCAAAGGUGUGAAGUGCGGGAAGGAGAGCGACGACCAACGUUUGAAUCAUGCCGAUACCGGCGUACCCGUCGCUUGCUGCGCACUUGCCCGCGCACCAGGCCGCCAGGGACGGCGAUAUUAGCGGUCUUGAGCGACUGCUGGACGGUAGCGGAGUGGCGAUCUUCCAGAGCGUGGACGACACUUCAGGGGACACUGCUCUGCACAUUGCGGCCGAGGAAGGCCAGCUUGAGUGCGUUACUUGGCUGUUGCGACAUGGCGACAUUUACUACCGGACCAAGAACACCACUGGCGAAACGCCAGCAUACAAGGCGGCGCUCAAUGGGCACUUGGACUGUCUGGAGACGCUCAUUGAGUUCGACAAGGAGAAAGCGAGUACGGCAGCAAACGAGGCGAACAACCAGGGCCUGACUUGCCUGCACACUGCCACUAUCCACAACCACAUGGCGGUUAUCAAAUGGCUACUGAAUCGCUACCAUUCGACGGCAUUCGCCAUGAACGAGUUUGGCGCAUCGGCUGUUCACUUUGCCGCCGCACAGGGUAAUGUUGAUAUUCUGAAGCUGCUGACGGAACAUCUAGGAGCUGCCGCAGCCAACAGUAGAGACUUCAAUGGCGCCACACCAAUCUACUUUGCAGCACAGGAAGGCCGGCUAGUGGCUCUUCAGUACCUGGUGACCGAGUGCACAGGUGAUCCGAUGAUCCGCGCCAACGACGGCAUGACAGCUGUGCAUGCCGCCACUCAACUCUAUCACUUGGAGACUGUGCGGUGGCUGAUUGGGGAGAUAGGAACACAUGGCAUUGCUGAUCGGACCAAAGACGGUGCUACGCCAGUUCACUUUGCUGCAGCCAAAGGCUACACGUAUCUGCUGCGCUGGUUCUUCGACACGCACCCAGAGCCGAAUGUUCUAGCACGACUAUGUGACAAUGCCGAUGCAACACCAGCACAUGAUGCAGCAGAGUUCGGACAAGUGGAAGCACUGAAGCUACUAUUACGCCAUGGUGCAGACCUGUUUGCUAGAGACCAGGAUGGUGCAAGCCCGUAUUCGCUGGCAACUGAUCAUCAAGGCGAGGAAAUUGACAAAUUUGUGACGCAUUACGCCAAAUCCCAUGGAAUGGAACUUAUGGAAGCACUGUGCAAGCGCCAGAGUGCACCCAACACAAGUGCACUCGAGGUCCGGCAGGCCCGCGGUAGGAAAAAUACCUCGACGUCAAAACUGACGGAAAACAUGGGCUCAUUCACGGAGUUUCUCGAGGAAUUCCUUUCCGAAGAGGCUGACGAGGAACCAGCCAGAGAUUUCUCCGUUCGCAGCAGAAGAUUGUCACGUGCCGAUGCUGACUUAGAGGCCAGGACGUAUUGCGAGGAGGAGGAAGCUAGCACGGCUACAGCCCGCAUGGACGCCAACGAAGGAGGGGUGGUUUCAGACGGUAGCACUCGACUAGCCGUUCAACCUGGUGCUUUGCCCAUGGACUUGAGUGUCAGUGUUGUUCAGCAUUUCUCUAGAGCCGAACACAGCAGUGAAGGAUCUCCGAGUGAAAGUGGUGAUCCAAGCAGGCUCCAAAUGCUCUCAGUAGUAUCGUGCACGCCAUCAGGCCUCCGACCUAAGCAGAGUGUUCAACUGGAAGUGAACGUUGCCGGAGAGCAGGGAGUUGCUGGCGACGUGCCCGGUAAACACGAGCUUCGAGUAAUUUGUACGCCAGGACAGUUAUCACGUAGCUCAAUAGCCUCUCCGCCACAAGUCGAAGACAUCACGGAUAAUUGUAAUAUUGAUGCUGAUGCUGACACUGGCAUUGCGACAAUGAACAUAACUUACUUUGCUGACAUCUGUAUCCUGAGAAUGAACCCAACGACCGGUAAUUUGAGUGUUGCCAAUGGAAACGGUGACGGUAGUGGUGGUGGUGGUGCCAGUAUGGGCUGUCUUACCGAUGCCGAUCGCUGCCAGGUGUCCGACUUCAUCUCUUCGUCAAUCUCCAGCACCGUCGUGGUGAAGGUGUUUUUCCGCUGGUUCCAUGCUACGAUGGGCGAACUCGGCAUUGGAUUUGGUGGCACCGAGGAUCAGUUUGGUGCCUUCAAUGCCGCGGAUGAGGUGAAGUCCUUCCAAAUGAAGCCCCUCAAGCUGACAUCCAGCGACUCCUUCCAGGUGAAAGUGCUCGUACGCGAUGAUGACUGGAUGAUUCCAGAGGACCAGCUUCAGAGCUGUGAGGACCAGAUUUGCAGCCUUGAAGCUGAGGAGAUCUCUCUGGAAGUCGUCCGACGGGACAACUUGAGCGACAGCACCACUUCCGACAAACCCGUGGUUAUCCGCCUUGAACUCAUCGUGGACUCGAGAACAGGGAAGAGAAGCCAUGCCAGGUCCUUCAAUCUUCCUCCCCCUCCACUGCCUCAGCGCAAAGGCCAGCGACUCUCACAGGCUGCGAGUGGACCGUGGGCAGACGAGCGGUUCCCGGCCAAGUUCUACUGCGGCUGGAUCAAGCUGAUCGACGAGAGAAUCCUGAGAGACCUUUCUGUCGAAUGUGAACUGUUGAAAGGCGACAUAAUCAAUGACCUAGUGGCGGCAACGAGCACGCCAAGUGUACACGCUCAGCUCUAUCUGGACCAUAUUACACCGCUUGGCGAGGACACGUUUGACAAGUUUCUGGCCGUUGUUGAAAAGGUCUACAAACAUAAAGUCCGCGACUUUGAAGAACUGAGGAAGCCCGGUUCAAUGGCUGACUUAAAGGAGAAACGUGAGAAUCCAUGGUGCGAUGAGCGGUUCUUCUCACACGAUCUGAGUCAGUGGAUAUUGGAGUUGAAUCCCCAGCGACUGCAGAACGAAGCCAGGAGGAAAAGGAUGUGGUGCAGGAAGUAUGAGACAGGGCUCUAUGAGCUGAGACACACACAGCAGCUUCACAACGAGAAGUUCAUCCGCUACAUGGCGCCCGGUGAGCAUGUUACAUUCGAGAAGUUCCUCGAGAUCGUCGAGGUCUUCAACAAGGACAAGGUUGAGAAGUUCAGGGAGCUGCUCUCUGAAGCGAAAACGCAGCGGACAAGAGGAGUGGUGAGAAAAACGGUAGUCGAUCCCGCUUCUCCUCUGGUCGGCAGCGUUGUGCCAGAUGAACAUCCUGCCACAGUAACGAGCACGCCAUCAUGCGAACCUACAGUUAUACCACCACCACGCAGUGAGUCGCCAUGCAUCCCUCCCAGCCAACCACCCGCAGGUGACCAUACGCAGGAGCCACCGACCAGUCCGACUAGGCAGCCGCUCGGUGAACCCGAGAGUGGGAAAUCUGGGCCAGCGUCGUCUCCUCGGCCGACUAAAUUUGAGGAUGAUGAUGACUCUGUUGCUGUUGCCGGUUAUCUAGAUGAUGAUUCGUCGAUGUCUAGUUGCUGUCGCUGCUGCUAAUCACCAUAAUCACUGGAACAUCCGUGCCAUCCACCAAACUAUUGUGCUGACUAUUCAUGCGCCACUUCCCCACCAAGGUGUCAAGUGGUAUCACUUUCUCUAUGGGCUAUGCAGUGCAGUACAAUGUACAUACUGAGUCCUAGAGUCAGCCUCCAGUCUCCAGUCUCCAGGUGAUUGCGUAGAGCAAGGCGUGAUCUGUGAAGAGAGAACUCAUAAUUCUAAUCAUUUCUAAAUAUUUCUAAACGAAGUCAGGGUCGCAAGCAUCCACACAAUUUCACACAUCCAGUCCAAUUGCAGAGACAGCAUAUUUUCUUUCCACUUGUGUCCACAAAGUUCAGGAUCCAACUUAUGAAUAUACAGAGCUUCUAACACAGCCAAAUGCAACAUACAUCAUCACCACAUAACAAUACUGAGAAAACAUUAUUACUGUGCAACUCACAACAAUUCGUACAAUCAUGUUGGCAGAUGUAGCUUAAUGCACGAAGUGCGAUUCUUUGCUCCGAUGGUUGUCUCCUCCAGUGUCCCGUCAUCUCGCCUCUUCGCGGCACCAUCAAUACCCGUCUCUGCCCCUUUUUCGUGGCCUUCCACGUUUUCUAACACUAGCCAUUGUGGGUGCUAUGUCCAGUGUCCUUGCAGCUACGUGAACCGAGAGAAAAUGUGUUGUCUCUGCAAUUGUUUAGGUGUAAAAAAUGUUACAUAAUUUGCACACUAUGUUCUAUAUGAUGUUGUCAUUAUCAUUUUCCUUCGAAGUUUGUGUCGUUCUGAACUUGAUAAUUUUCCACCUUGUCAUGAGCGUUGUUAUCUCAUUAUCUUUAUCCUAUUAUACCCUGUAGUCUAUUCUCCACUUGAGCUACUCCCUGCACUAUCCUUGAUGAGAAGGGAACGAAAACGUUUGAUAUCAUAAUUUAUGAGAAGUGAUUUCUUGACUUGAUGUGUGAAAUUGCAUGAAUGCUUGCAAACUUGAUUUUGUUUAGAAACUGCUAUCCGCUACCGACCCCUGUUACAUUUCAAAAAUGAUUUUAAAUCUUUGAGUCUCGCUCAAAUAUUUAUCUUUCCAUUGACACUGA
This is a messenger RNA of Sycon ciliatum, 4948 nucleotides long. RefSeq lists its product as uncharacterized. Lineage: Eukaryota; Metazoa; Porifera; Calcarea; Leucosolenida; Sycettidae. Gene Ontology annotation, molecular function: actin filament binding. The transcript is spliced from 16 exons. The record is from RefSeq and is a predicted model, not a curated record. Bases 552 to 3881 code for a protein of 1109 amino acids. Gene Ontology annotation, cellular component: cytoplasm. Gene Ontology annotation, biological process: actin filament bundle assembly.